Messenger RNA from Sciurus carolinensis (gray squirrel), 6488 nucleotides. It is a transcript of the gene Mest, whose product is annotated as mesoderm specific transcript. The transcript is spliced from 12 exons. Bases 242 to 1249 code for a protein of 335 amino acids. The record is from RefSeq and is a predicted model, not a curated record. Gene Ontology annotation, molecular function: catalytic activity. NCBI's taxonomy places the organism in Eukaryota, Metazoa, Chordata, Mammalia, Rodentia, Sciuridae.
AGCACAUCCCAGCGCAUUCCGGCAGGCGGCUGCAGCCCAGGCACCUCCUCUGCGGCAGCCGCGCCUCGCCAGCCGGGGCAGUGCCGCAUCGCCCAAGUGGCCGCUCAUUGCCGCCGCUGCCGGCUGUCCUGUGCCGGCCGUGGGCUGCGUCCCUGCCGCCACCGACCUCGCACGGCUGCAGGCGCCUCAGUGCGCCCAGUGCUCUGCAACCCUGCGGCGGGCGGCAUGGGAUAACGCGGCCAUGGUGCGCCGAGAUCGCCUCCGCAGGAUGAGGGAAUGGUGGGUCCAGGUGGGGCUACUGGCUGUGCCCCUGCUUGCUGCGUACCUGCACAUCCCACCCCCUCAGCUCUCCCCUGCUCUGCACUCAUGGAAGACUUCUGGCAAGUUUUUCACCUACAAGGGACUGCGCAUCUUCUACCAGGACUCUGUGGGUGUAGUUGGCAGUCCUGAGAUAGUUGUGCUUUUACACGGCUUUCCAACUUCCAGCUAUGACUGGUACAAGAUUUGGGAAGGUCUGACCCUGAGAUUUCAUCGAGUAAUUGCCCUUGACUUCUUAGGCUUUGGCUUCAGUGACAAACCGAGACCACACCACUAUUCCAUAUUUGAGCAGGCCAGCAUCGUGGAGGCGCUUUUGCGCCAUCUAGGACUCCAGAACCGCAGGAUCAACCUGUUGUCUCAUGACUAUGGGGACAUUGUUGCUCAGGAGCUGCUGUAUAGGUACAAGCAAAAUCGAUCCGGCCGGCUUACCAUAAAGAGUCUCUGUCUGUCAAAUGGAGGUAUCUUUCCUGAGACUCAUCGUCCUCUCCUUCUCCAAAAGCUACUUAAAGACGGAGGCGUGCUGUCACCCAUCCUCACGAGGUUGAUGAACUUCUUUGUAUUUUCUCGAGGUCUUACCCCCGUCUUUGGACCAUACACUCGACCCUCUGAGAGUGAGCUGUGGGAUAUGUGGGCAGGGAUCCGAAACAAUGAUGGGAACUUGGUCAUUGACAGUCUCUUACAGUACAUCAAUCAGAGGAAGAAGUUUAGAAGACGCUGGGUGGGAGCUCUCGCCUCUGUAACUAUUCCCAUUCAUUUUAUCUAUGGGCCAUUGGAUCCUAUAAAUCCCUAUCCAGAGUUUUUGGAGCUGUACAGGAAAACGCUGCCGCGGUCCACAGUGUCGAUUCUGGAUGACCACAUUAGCCACUACCCACAGCUAGAGGAUCCCAUGGGCUUCUUGAAUGCAUAUAUGGGCUUCAUCAACUCCUUCUGAGCUGGAAAGAGUAGCUUCCCUGUAUUAUCUACCCCACUCCCAUAACUGUUGUGUAUUCCACUUAGGAAGAAAUGCCCAAAAGAGGUCCUGGCAAUCAAACACUAAUUCUCUCACAAAAGUCCACUUUACUCACAUUGUUGGAACAGAAUAUAGAAAAAAGGCAGCAGAAACCAUGACAAAUAGUCCACCUCAUUCCUUUGUCAUCUGAUUAAGUAUAUGGACUUGUCUUUGUGUUAUUAGGAAAUUCUGCUGAGCAUGACUUCUCAUGGAUGCAUAACGAUAGGCAUUAGACAUUCUUUUGCUUAAAAGACUUUUCAACACUUCUGUGGACUUUCCUGAAACAUCUGAAAGUGCUAAUUUUUGGCCCAACCCCAGUUGGAAUUCCACAGUAAAGAAUGAGGAGUGGGGCCUGUUACCUCUCCUUGAAUGGCUGGAAGGGUACAUGGUUUUUAAAGUUCUCUAAGCAACAUAGCUUAAGUGAGAGUGAAUCUCCCUCAUCAUACUUUGGAUUAGUUUCAUCAGCUGCUUCAAAUUAUAGACAUUUUGUUAAAAUAUUUGUUUAAGUAACGCAGUAUUUUAAAGUAUGGCGUAAGAAUAUGAUUUGCCUACACACUGUGUAUAGUUUAUAAGGACACUAAACUGGCAGACCCUUACCCUGCCAUAGUAGUGAAUCUUAUUAAAGGUGUAUUUUUUGAGUAAACUAAACUAAAUCCAAAUUAUUUACAGAAUUUCCUAAAAUCACAGACAUUAAGAACCAAUUGCAUCUGUGCCAGAGAUUUACUGUUAUUAGCUGGAAAGAUCAAUUCUAACAGCAAAUAAUAGUCUGUCUACUCAUACCUCACUGCUUAGAAGCAUGUCCCUCCUGGGUUGAAGUGUAGGGAGGGGACUAUUGUAUACUCCGAGUUACCUUGCUGAAGUACACUGAUUCCUCUUGUGAUGGUUGCUUAGCUUCCCAUUGGCUGUCCCAGAGAGGCUUUCUCAUGCAGCUCAGCAGUUCCUGUACUUAGCAGACAGGAUAGUUCCCAGAUACUUUAAGAACAAAUUCUCAAAGACGUAUGAGCAAAUGGUGCUGAAUAGUUUUUUUAAGCCACAGUUUCAUCAUCUUAGUCAAAGUAGAAUUAUUAAGUGAUUAAUUUUAAAUUCAUUUUUUAAAAAUUAGGAACUUCAAGUAUAACAACUUUGAAACUGGAAUAAGUGUUUAUUUUCUAUUAAUAAAAAUGAAUUGUGACAAAAGUGGAUUCUGGCUUCCCCUCCCCCACCACCCCUUUGGGAUAAAAUUUUCCAUCAUUGCCAGGAGCUUUCACACAUUAAACAAAAGAAUGUAAUGAAGUUAAGCAGCUGGAGUAUAGGAUAGUAUCUGAUUUUCAAGCUCACCCAAAGCUGCACUGUCAUACCAGAGCUGACCAAGUGAGAAAAAGAGAAAGGAGAAAACGAAAACCAAGGAACACCAAAACCCAUGCACAAGGACAGACACUGGCUUAAUCUGCUGGCUCAGGGCCAAAUAGUCUGUUUCUCUAAAGUCAUUAAAUCUUUAAAGUGUGAUUUUAGGAAAUUCAUGCCACUAGCCUAAAAGCUCUCUGACAGUGAAGUACACAUCAACCUCAUCUUGCCCAGUAAGAACUUAUCCAACAGAAGCCAAGAUAACAUCUACAGGUGUUCUCUCUUUGCUUCUGACAGUCACCUGCAUGGUCACUCCAUCUGCUAAGGCCAGCCUGGACCUCACCAAUAAGUCAAAGCCACCUCUGUAUAUACCUGAGAGAAAAAGUGAGGAAAACCAUAUUUAAGAACUCAAGUUCCAAAUAAUGAAAUUUAUCAUGCUCUGCCUGCAUCUCCUUUCUAUUAUUUUAGUUUAGCGUUUCGAGAAAUUUGUGAAGAUUGAAUCCUUCUAUAAAUUCUACUUUUAAAAAAUAUUCCCAUGAGACCAGGCACAUAGAAGGCAUUGAAUAAUAUUGAUUUGGAGUAUUCAGAAGACAGAGGGAGAGGCAGCACUGGUAGCUGUGUGAGAUUUAAGUGUUUUAGGCUGGAUGAACAUCUUAAAAGAACCUAAGAAUGGCAUGCAAAACAAAUUAUUCGUUUUGACUACUUCAAAUUGUUGCUCACAAAAUGGGAUGACAGACAAUAAUAGCCGGGCAUAGGAUGCUCAUCCACAUCCCUUCCUAUUAAAUUUUGCAACAAAAUCUAAGGGAAAUGUGAUCCAAGUCUCUUACCUGCCAGAUACAGUGAGUGGGAAUUCUUGUUCUCAGGUACUUUAUCUGACCUCUCACAUGGCUGCAUGCCCAGAAAUGUGAUGAUGUUGCUGACAGCUUCUGUGUUGAGAAGGUUUAUGCAACAGUAUUAGAAAAGUUCAGCACAGGGAUCUGCCUCUGCACUGGGAUAUCCUGGGAGAUGGGGGUUAAUGGGUGUAGAUGGCAUACAAUGAGGCUACUGGCCUAGAAAACAGCUGACUUAAUUAGAUGAUGAAGACAGGAACCUGGCCUUUUAAUAGAUGAGUUGUGAUGGAUUUAAAGAAAAAGGACUUCUGAAAUAAUACAUGUGACUAUUAGGUUUAUACUGCUAUCAGGCAAUAACACUGGCAACAAAGUUGUUCUCACCUUCAAGGGUUUUUGUGGAGCUGAGGGCAAAGGUUUCCUCCUUCUCAAAGGUAUCUCCCACCUCUUCCCAGGCAGCAGCAAAGUUAGGUUUCAGUACCUUCUGAAUGUGGUCAGAUACAGUCACUUCAAGAUCUUCCAGCUAGAGGUAACAAGCAAGGAUUAGUAUAUAAAAGUCCUUUUGGUACAGAACAAAGAGGGAAGGAACUAAUCAUUUAUCAUUCUGUACUGAAUCCUGCAGAGGCAAGAAAAAACUCUACUACCACAAUAGUUUAAGUUAUGUAGUCUGUAUAAAACUAAUGUUUAGGCCGUAACACAAGAAAGUAAGAAAAUAGAGCAUUUGUCAGGUCAACACUUGCAGUCCAGAGUACACAGUAGUUAUGUUGCCAUACUCAACUAUAUAUUUCAGGUUGUACAGAACCUUCUAAACAUCACAUUCACAAACAGGUAUUUUUUUUCUUUUUUUAAAGUUUUCCCUUCUUUCUGUGAAGGCUUUUCAGUCCCUGAUCUGGCUAUAAGCAAACUAAAAGUGCUGAAACAGAAAUAAUACAACCCACUUUUAAUAAAACUGAUCUCAUAUAUUAUAAUCUCAUGAAAAAUAAUAUAAUUAUUUCCAACUGUUAAUUAUCCCUAAUAUAAGGGGAAAAGGGGUGAGUUUCUUUGUUUUAACUAAUUAUGAAGUGGUCAAUCUCAAUUCUCUUUGCCAUAAUGCAAUCCCAUUAGAGAACAGGAUUAGUCCAGGUCAUCCUCGGUUGUAAUCUGUUUAAUAACAAGAACCCCAUGAGUUCAUGUCAGCUGUUCCUAGAAAAAUGCUCUCAAGGCAGAAGUCACUUAGUGUUAUAAAGGUGUCAAAGCUCUGCAGGGAUGACUCACCACAUACUCAUCAUCAUACCCAUCCUCAUCUGGAACUCCAGUGUUAGGGUCACAGUCCCGGACUGUAAACUUCAUGGUGCAGCUAAAUGUGACUGCAACUGGGAAAGAAAGAGCAGGCAAAACCACAUCAGUGGGUAGAGUGCAAGUCUGAAGUUUCCAUCACUACUUACUAAGUACCAUCCAUGCUCAGUACUGGGUUCCGCAUUUUCAAGUUACACAUCUGCAUGCCCUAUGUUCUAGGAUUAUAGUUCUCAAAGCAGCCUGCAAUGAAAGGGUCCAAAAGGCAGUCUGAGUAUGAUGUUUAAGUCUGUUCUGCACUAUGCAUUAAAAUAGUAAAGAUGACAUGGGCGAACUGUUUUUAUAUUGGUGUGAAGAAAGCAGUAGGGGAAGAAACUUUGGGGUCUUUUUGCCAUGCCUGUAGAAAGGGCCUGUAGGUUGAAAAAUAAAAACAACCAGUGUUCCAGGACCUGACAAAGCAAAAAGUACUGGUGUAAAAAACAUACAAAUCAUCAAAAUAACACUGACCAAGUUCAUCAGAAUCUCACAGAUCACCAGAAUGAACUUGCUUUAAAAGUCAACUUUCAACCUAUAGUUAGUAGGCUAAUAAUUAGGUUCUAGUAUUGAUAAAAUCAAUAUCUUAAAAUGGAAAAGCAAGUGGACAAUUUUAUGUUUGAGAUGACUAGUCGAAAUGAUAAGAAACAGAGUUGUGGGCACAUUUUUGGAAGAUAGUCUUCAGGAAGACAGGAUUGUCUUAAGCUGUUUGAAGGAGGGGAUUUAGCCAGCACGACAUUUAGGCAAAAGUCAUGUAAGCUAAUUCAUGGUCUAGGAAAAAGGCUUACAGAUACAAAAAAUAUUAGAAACUGGAACAUUCGUUUGGGGGAUGGGCAAGGAAAAUAGAUGCAGAUGUAAAUAACAUAAUUGACUGCCAGGGUAGUAAGACUUUCAUCUACACAGUCUUAACUUUAAACUCUAUUCAUUCAUCAGUUUAUCCAUCCAUCCAUCCACCCAACAUAUUGACAUUUACACAUAAAGGUGUAAGCUAAUCUGCCAGAUGCUUAAGACCAAAAGGUGACUGAGGCAUGACCUCUUUAAAAACUGGUUAUAGAGUAGUUAAAUAAGUGUGGUUUGUGGGGGUGUGACUCAUCUAUCUAUAACAUUACAACUUGAUGCCAUAUAUUUUUUGAUGUAAGUUUUAAUAAGUGCUGUUUGAGGUUUCAGGAUUAACAACCUGGGAAAACUGUAAAAAAUAAGAAAGGAUAUAACAGUUCAGCUGGAUCUCAAAACUUGGUAUAAGAACAAAAGUAAAGAAGCCAGAAAGUCCAUGGGUAGUUGGAAACUCUAAGGUAUACUAAUACAUAGGUGCUGAUGAGAUUUUGUUUAGGAACAAGUUGUGAAAUACCUUGUAUUUUAAAUUAUUUUACGAUGGCUCUGAGGCAGUUGAAACUGAAAGAUUAGAGGACAGAUAGGUAAGUGAGUGCUUCAUUCAAACCACUGGUGGAAUCCUAUGAAGAAUGAGUCUGAAUUCAGAGCAGAUGCAUUCAGGAGAAUGCAGAAAACAGAGGAUGGUAGUGGGUUGAUCCAUAUAGGAAGAGUAUACCUAUCAAGACUGCAGAAUCUGUUUCAGUAUUAUAAAGGGAGUGAUGAAAUUCUUGUGACUGUUUAAAUUAAGGUAGGAUUUUCUUCAAGGGGAAGGGGAGAGAAGUGUAUGUUAACACAAACCCAGCACAGGUCAGCUGAGAUAUUAAAAAAAAAAAAAAAAAUGAAAGAGAGAGAUGGGA